Scomber japonicus (chub mackerel) is the source of this 5043-nucleotide messenger RNA. RefSeq names its product protocadherin gamma-A2-like. Lineage: Eukaryota; Metazoa; Chordata; Actinopteri; Scombriformes; Scombridae. The coding region runs from base 186 to 3149 and encodes 987 amino acids. The record is from RefSeq and is a predicted model, not a curated record. Gene Ontology annotation, cellular component: plasma membrane. Gene Ontology annotation, biological process: homophilic cell-cell adhesion. Gene Ontology annotation, molecular function: calcium ion binding. The transcript has 5 exons.
UUUUCGUCAUCGUUUUCUCUUAAAAGUCGGGCGUCAUGAUCACAUCAAAACUUCCCACUGCUCUAUUCUUAAAACGGAAAUGUUUAUCAUUAAGCCCGGCAACCUCGUUUUAAUGUGAGUAUGGAUACGUUACGGUGAAAGAAGUUAAAAACUUUCUCACUCUCCGAUCCUCGGAGCGCAGCACAAUGGACUCCAGACAGAGGAAGCGCUCCAGAGGAGGGAGGCAGCUGUCGAGGCUGUGCUUUUAUCUGGCUUGCCUCUCCUGUGCGUCCGCUCAGCUCAGUUAUUCCGUAUCGGAGGAACUAAGCCCGGGCUCUAUCGUUGGGAAUAUCGCAAAAGAUUUGACUCUUACUAUCCAGCGGAUUGCUCAAAGGAGAUUGCGGGUGGUCUCGCAACACAAUAUACCGCAAUAUUUUGAGCUAAAGCAAGCGACCGGCGAUUUGGUCAUUAAACAAAAAAUUGACAGAGAACAAUUGUGCGAAUCAAGUGCAAUAUGUUCAUUACACCUUGAGAUAAUUCUGGAGGAUCCUUUAGAAAUUCAACGCGUUGUAGUCGACAUUUUGGAUGUAAAUGACAAUGCACCGCUGUUUUCAACCAGCAACAUUUCUUUGGAAAUAUCAGAGGCGGCUGUGCCAGGGACAAGGUUCCGCUUGGAGAGCGCACACGACCCAGACGUGGGUACCAACUCAUUACGCACUUACCAUCUUGCAGCAAAUGACUUCUUUACUCUGAAUGUGGAGACUAAAAGUGACGGCAGCAAGUUUCCAGAGUUAGUGGUGGAUAAAGCUUUGGACAGGGAGACGCAGGCCUCGUUUCGCCUGCUGCUCACUGCUGUAGAUGGGGGUCAGCCGGAAAAAUCUGGCUCCACACUCAUGCUCAUUAAAAUUCUGGAUGUAAAUGACAAUGUGCCCGUCUUCGACGAGCCAGUGAGAAAAGUUAGCCUGUUAGAAAAUGUUGCACUGGGCACUUUAGUAACGAAACUGAACGCGACUGACGCUGAUUCGGGUCGUAACGGAGAAAUAUCCUUCCUGUUUAGUAAAUACACACAGGAACGUGCACUCAAACUUUUCAGUGUGGAUCCUAAAACUGGGGAGAUCCGUGUGAAGGGUGAUGUGGAUUAUGAGAAGGGCACUGCUUAUCACAUCACAGUGCAGGCCAGAGAUGGUGGCUCUCCUGCUAUGGAGGGCUCCUGUAAUGUUAUAGUGGACAUCACUGAUGUGAAUGACAACAAACCAGAGGUGACAUUGACAAAACUGACCAGCCCUAUCAAAGAGGAUUCAACACCAGAGACUGUGAUAGCACUAAUAAGUGCACAGGACCUGGACUCUGGUAUGAAUGGGAAGGUUACAUUAAGUGUCCAACAAGGUUUACCAUUCAAACUUAACUCAGCUUUUGGCAUGCAUUACAGCCUCACCACUGCUGGCAAACUGGACCGUGAGACUGUUCCAGAGUACACAGUGGUCAUCAAGGCCACUGAUGCUGGUUCUCCUCCCUUGUCAUCACAAACCACCUUUGUGGUGAAGAUAGCUGAUGUAAAUGACAAUGCCCCCAUCUUCUCUCAGCCGUCAUACUCUGUAGACAUCCCAGAGAACAAUGCUCCUAGUACCCCCAUCACCACUGUUUUAGCCACUGACCCAGACCUAGGUGAUAAUGCUCGCAUCACCUACUCCAUCCUUCCCGGCAUGGUGCAGGGCUCACCCAUCUCUUCUUAUGUCUACAUUAAUCCAGAGAGUGGCCACAUCUACAGCAUGCGCUCCCUGGAUCAUGAACAGCUUAAUGCUUUCCGUAUUGAGGUGCAGGCCCGGGAUGCGGGGGUGCCUGUGCUGACAACCAACAUCACUGUGCAUGUGUUUGUGGUGGACACGAAUGACAAUGCACCAGUGAUUGUACACCCCGCCUACCCAAAAGAUAAAGGAUUACAGCUCACUGUGCCCCCAUCUGCCGGCCCCGGGUACCUCGUAAAUAAACUUGUAGGGGUGGAUGCAGACAGUGGGCACAAUGCAUGGUUGUUUUACUCUAUUGCCCCUGGACCAAAUGCUGGCAUGUUCCGUAUUGGGGCACACACUGGUGAGCUCCGCACAGCCCGUAAGUGGGCUGAGGAGGAGGAGGGCUCCACUUAUGACAUUGUGAUUAUCAUCCAGGACAAUGGUGACCCACCAAAGUCCACUUCUGUGAACAUUACAGUAACUGUGGAUGAGAAGGCCACAGCUAAUGAUGCUCCAAUAAGCCCCCGCCACACACCCUUCUACCACCGUACUGGGAUGUCGGACAUCACUUUGUACCUCAUCAUCUCUCUGGCCUGUGUAUCGGCUGUGUCCUUUAUCACCUUUGUUAUUCUCAUGGUACGCUGUCUUAGGCACCGUGGCCCUGGACUGGGUGGCGUUGACUGCUGCUGCUAUGGUAAUCACAGGUCCAGUCGCUACCAUCAGAGGCCCAGCAAGGACCUGCACCUGCAGCUCAACACUGAUGGACCCAUACGCUAUAUGGAGGUUGUGGGAGGCCCCCAGGAUCCACACACACGCACUUACAGGCCCUGCUACUCCACCAUAUCCAGCCGCAGUGACUUUGUAUUUAUGAAGACACCCAUGCUGAGUCAUAACAACACACUCAACAUGACACUAAGCAGGAAGCACCUUAUGAACUCAGCCAGUGAGCAAAAGCCCCCAAACAAUGACUGGCGCUUCACACAGGGACAGAGACCCGGACCUAGCGGACCCCACAUGCCAUACGGUACACACAUACGAUGGACGCCGAAGAAUGGGACAAGGGCCGCUGGAGGACCUGAGGUUGCCAUGGGAACUGGCCCCUGGCCCCAGCCCCCAACUGAAGCCGAGCAGCUCCAGGCCCUGAUGGCUGCAGCUAACGUGAGCGAGGCUACGGCCACUUUGGGGCCCGGCACCAUGGGCUUGAGCACCCGCUACAGCCCCCAGUUCACCCUGCAGCACGUCCCCGACUAUCGCCAGAAUGUCUACAUCCCUGGCAGCACGGCCACCCUCACCUCCAACCCCCAGCAGCAGCAGCAGGCCACAGCUCAGCAGGCCACCCAGCAGGCACUGCCCCCACCCCAGGCCUCAGGCCAGCCUGAGCCUCCCAAGGCCGCUCAGACCCCUGCCUCCAAGAAGAAGUCCACCAAGAAGGAAAAGAAGUAGAGUGGGACAGCAAGAGAUGGAGGAAUGAUAAAUCCGGCUUAAUCUGAUGAGAAAUUCAACCCCCCACACCCCACUAUUAGGUAUCUUACUGAACUGCUGUCUAAACAUUGACAGCAAAUCACUUCUGACCACAUGGACGAUGUUGAUGGUUCUUUGAAAGAGUUUCUUGAGGGCCUUGAAGAGUCUGAAUGUGCUGAAGGUUGUUGCUGGUGUAACCUGUGUUGUGCUGAAGGUCUAGUAUUGCUCAUGUAAUCUUUGUCGGUGGAUAUUUUUGGCAGGGUAUGGGGGGUUAGUGAGAUUUUUUUUUCUUUUUUCUUUUGGCAAAAUCAAAUGAACUUGGACAAAGAGAUUCAGUGUAAAGAACCUUGCUGGUAUGACAAGGCUAUACGCAGUGAUGUAUUCAGAGAUGAAAUGUUAAUGUCUUUCAUGUUGGAUUUAUUGUGCUCUUUCCCCGAGGUGGAAAGUCAGCUCUUGUAAAGUACGCUAGUUGCCAUCCAUUAUAUUCUUAUGUAGGGUCAGCCUUGCAGGAUCUCAAAGCCUGUGGAUAUAAGGCUGCUGUUUGACAGGUAUUACAAACUCUUCUGCAUGCUCUUUAAGGUUCAAACCACAUAUACUAGUUUAGAAUUGCAAACUAUGCAUUGCAAAAGCAAAGAGGAGGAUGUCCUCAAUCUAUUAUCCUCCUUCCAAUCGCAGGUCAAUACAAUGCACAUGUAGCAUUUAUUUGACACAAUAAGAAAAUUACUUUUGUAAUCAUAGUUUAAAAAGAUAAGAUUUUAAUCUCUGAUAUUUUUUAUGACCUGAGCAUGCACCCGGAGGAACGGCUGGCAGAGGGCAGGGUCGCACGUCCUUGUGUCAUGGAGUCAUGAGCCAUGCUGUCCACUCAGGUGGUGCAGCAGCAGGCACUGACUCCUUGUAUAACACCUCCAGAUGGGCACAAACAUGUCGUGCUGCCCUGCUCCCUCUAUCCUCCCCUCCUCACACCCAGCUCGUGUGCUCCCCCCACUACCCCACGUUGAGAGCCAAACAAUGAGAAAUGCACUGUUCGUAUUCCGAAGAUGAGAUGAUGUAGGGGUAGUAAUCACUUUGGUCUUUAGAGAAACGCAUAAAUGUGGUAAACUUAAGUGCUUAGGAGUUUCUGGACACUUCUAGACCGCUAGGGCCUCCACAGAGUAUUUCCCUUCUCCAUCCUGAAGUGCUGAAGAAACUUCUUGAUGUGUCACAGUAACUUGUUUUUUUCUUUUGGGAGAUAAUGAUUCAAUAGCAUAGAGGAGUUGUUUGUAUAAGAUAUGAAGUCUUUACUUUGCCGUCCAUCUGUCUGUCAGGGCCCUGGCCAGUUACAACUGCAUGAAAAAAGGCAGCUUGCAGGCUGGGUCAGUGAGGGUGGAGUGAGUGUGGUGAGAGGUACACAGACUGAGGUGGCACCAUUACAUUGACCACGGGGGGUGGGGGGUGGGAAACAACCUUGGCUCUACCCACUGAAUGUACAGAGGACCCACUGUUGACCCACCCACCCACCCCCUUAAACCUCUUUAAUGCACUGACCCAGGUAGAGGUCAACAGAGCCAAGCACAGCUGUCCCUGUUGGUGAGGAGAUGCCACUCAAAAGCCCUUUGAAAUAUCCUUCCUCCAUUCAAAUCAAUGAGAAACCUUGGCCUCUAUACCUCUCACCUCUCCCCUCGACUCCCUGGUCCUGUGAGGCUCUUCCCCACUGUAAAUAAACACAAAUCCUGUUGAUGGUAAGAGCCAGUUGUUUGUACAGUAGGGACCACGUCCAGCAUUUUCAAAAGUCCCUCUCCACAAGGCGUGGCUUACUACUGGAAUGUGUUGCAUUUUGUUUUUCAAGAAAAUAAGAAAACCACAGAUUAAAAAAAAAAAAAAAAACAAUGAAUAAAAA